Messenger RNA from Amorphotheca resinae ATCC 22711, 2004 nucleotides. RefSeq lists its product as hypothetical. Gene Ontology annotation, biological process: transmembrane transport. The transcript has 4 exons. NCBI's taxonomy places the organism in Eukaryota, Fungi, Ascomycota, Leotiomycetes, Helotiales, Amorphothecaceae. The coding region runs from base 1 to 2004 and encodes 667 amino acids. Gene Ontology annotation, molecular function: transmembrane transporter activity. Gene Ontology annotation, cellular component: membrane. The record is from RefSeq and is a predicted model, not a curated record.
AUGGCGGACCUUCUGCAUCACCACAAACAUCACGACCCCACCAACCAGGGGAUUGUCAGCGUCCCUCACGGCCCCGAAACUGGCGACGACCACGCCUCCUACCCUUAUGCUCACAACCCCGACAAUGAGAAGGCCAUCUUCGCCUAUCUCCUCCAUCCCGAUGACAGCUACACGCCCGAGGGCGUCUACUGGGCCGACCUGCCCAUCCACAAGCGCAUCGCCUUCGUCGCCAAGACCGACAACCAGGAGGCCCUCAAGGAGCUGCGCUCCAUCGGAAGCAUGAUGAAGAAGGAUCCCUUGAGCCCCAUCGGAUGGUAUCUCCGCAAUGCUGUUCUGCCCGGUGCCGGUUUGGGUCUCGAAAGUUACGUCCUCUUCUCCAUCGGUAACCUGACUCCCCUCUUCCAAGCUGCCUGGCCCGCCUGCUGGAAAUCCUUCAAAGUCUGCAACGAGCAAUGGGUCAACGCCGUGACCUAUCUCGAGGUCGUCGGAAUCAUUGUCGGCCAGAUCCUGGUCGGUAUCAUCGGUGAUGGUAUUGGACGUCGUUGGGGUCUCAUUCAGGAUGCUAUGAUCAUGUUGCUGGGUCUGAUCAUGCUGGUCGCGUCGUGGGGUACGUCUCUGAACGGAUGGGUUGUUUGCUACGCCUGGUCCCUCUUCGUCUAUGGUAUUGGUGUUGGAGGAGAGUACCCCAUGACCGCCACGGCGGCCAUGGAGAAUGCCACCGGAUCUGGGAGGGUCUCGACCAAGGAGGACCGUCUUCACCGUGGCCGCAAUGUCACCACCGCUUUCUUGAUGCAGGGAUGGGGCCAAUUCUUCAACCAAGUCAUCCUGAUCAUCCUCCUGCUGAUCUUCCACCACGGAAGCGGAAACCCACCUUACUCCAAGGUGGCCACCCAGUGGGUCUACCGUGUCUCCUUCGCUAUCCCAGCCGUCGGGACGCUCUGGCUCGUCUACUACCGUUGGUACAAGAUGCCUCUGGCAAGCAAGCAGCUCAAUGCUAUCAAGAAGAAGGCCAACGUCACUGGAUACGAUCUCCAAUCCUUGAAAUUGACUUUCUACCACUUUGGUCCUCGUAUCUUCGCCACUGCUGGCGGUUGGUUCUGCAACGAUGUCUUCUUCUACGGCAACAAGCUCUUCCAAUCUCAAUUCAUCAAGGUCAUCUCGCCUACAUCUUCUAACAAUGUCAUGACUGGCUGGCUCUGGAACUUGCUCAACGUCGGUGUCUCCCUCAUGGGAUACUACCUUGCCUCCUUCCUUAUCGACAACAAGAACUACGGUCGCAAGUGGAUGCAACAGCUCGGAUUCCUGAUGGACUUCAUCCUGUUCGUCGUUCCAGCCUUCCACUACAAGUACUACACCAGCAUCGAAGGUAUCCACGCCUUCCAAGCCAUGUACUUCCUCUCCUCUUUCUUCAACCAAUUCGGUCCGAACGCUGUCACCUUCCUCGUCGCCGCUGAAGUGUUCCCCACACCUGUUCGUGCCACUGCUCACGGUUUCUCUGCCGCCAUCGGAAAGUGCGGUGCCCUCCUCGCGUCCGUGCUGUACAACUACAUCACUACGCAACAGAAGUUCUACGUCGUCCCAUGGUUCGGUCUUGGCGGCAUGCUCAUCACCGCCAUCUUCCUCCCUGACACCACCGGUCUCGACCUCAAGGAGCAAGAGCGACGAUGGGAGUACAUCCGCUCUGGUCGCGAGAGUGAAUACCACGGUGUGGCCGUCCACAAGCAGCAUCUUUCCCUCUGGGAGCGCCUCCGUGGCAUCGGCAAAUACUACGACCCCGAGCUCGAUUACCAAAGCAAGAUCAAUGACAUGCGCGCCGACUGGGAGGCCAAGCAGGCAGAGAAGCAGACCAACGAGGACGGACUCGCUAGCGAGGAGGACGAGUACAACGCUGAAGUCCACAGCUACUUCCACGCCACGGGUAACAACUCGCCCUUCCUCAAGCCCAUGAAGCAGCAGCAGCCGUCAACGGACAGCGAUGACAUGAACGAGAAGGCUGCCUCCUAA